AUGUAUGUGACAAAAGAACUGAACAUGUCUGAGCAAACAUCCUCAUCUCAAGUGUCAUCCCUUCCCCUUCCCCCCAUGCAGUAUGUAAACUUGUUCACAGAAGAAAACAUAAAAAGAGGACGUGCACCAAAACCACCUCCUCCUGUUGAAGAUUCAUACACCAUGUUUGGCACCACUUACCAUGCUGAUGAUGCAAUCGUGAGACCUCUGGAAAGUCAGGGAAUUCGACGUCUAUACCCGCAAAAUUAUGAUCAUAAAAAGGAGUUGAAGAAGUUGAAUUAUUCUAUUCUGGUGAACUUCCUUGAUCUGUUGGACAUCCUCAUCAAAUGUCCAGAGGCACCUAAAAGAAAAGAAAAGAUUGAAGACAUCAAUCUUCUCUUCAUCCACAUGCACCACUUGAUAAAUGAAUUUCGUCCUCAUCAGGCUCGGGAGACCCUUCGUGUUUUGUUAGAAGUUCAAAAACAGCAACGCUUGGACAUAGCUCACAAAUUUGAGACACAUCUGGAGAAGGUGCAGACAUUGCUCCAGAAUGCCAUUUCAAAUCUUUCAGACUCUGAUGAGUUUGACAUGGAUAGUAAACUUUUUGUCCCUAUUGAGGCAAUGGAAUUGGACAAUAAUGAUGAUGUGAAUGCAAGGAAUGAUGAAGAAGAGGAAGGUGGAGCUUGUUCUAGAGAGGACUUACUGAUGUGCCACAUUGUGGAUUCCCUAUGA
Messenger RNA from Darwinula stevensoni, 711 nucleotides. The record is from the annotation of a GenBank genome assembly. NCBI's taxonomy places the organism in Eukaryota, Metazoa, Arthropoda, Ostracoda, Podocopida, Darwinulidae.